GCGCUCUCGUGUUCUCUCUCUCCUCUCCCUCUCCCUCUCCCUCGCCGACAGCUCCGCUUCCGCCGCCCGAGCCGAAGCCAACAACCACUGACCGAGCCACGCUGCAGGGCCGCAAAGGAGGCGAGUGAUUACUUCGGUGAUGGCGUCGAGCAGCUCCGCCGGAGGCGUGGGCGGCUCAGGGGCAAAAGGUGUCGCUGCAGAUGAAAUGCUGCCAGCUUCUAGCUCACAUCAAGAGUCCCAUGAUGCUGACACAAAAUCACGUGUGGAGGAUGUUUGGAAGAAAAUGAACAGUGGGUUGCCUAAUAAGAUGCCCAAACCUGCAAUGACCAAACUCAGUACAGCAGCAAAAGAAGGGAAAAGUAAGCCAAGAAAUAAUUGGAUGACCAUUCUAGGUCUUGCACCAAGUAAGGCUUCUACAAUUGAUCAAGGCCCCCAAAAUGGGAAACAACAGACACAACAUGAAAUGAGUGAGGAUGCCAAAAAACUUGCAGCAAAUGCUCUUGCAGCUGUCAAAGAUGCCACCGCUGCAGCUUCUGGAAGAGGAAAAGUAGAGAUAACUGAGGUAAGGGACUUUGCUGGCAAGGACAUUGAAAUCAAGAAGUUGGUGGAUGCUGAUUCAAAGGAAGCAAUCGAGAAGGCCAAGGCAGCUGGUGCUUCCCCAUCGGCUCUGGACAACAUUCUUGAGCAGAUAAAGAAGAAGCAGAAGCUGAGUGUACUGGACAAGACGAAGAAAGACUGGGGAGAGUACAAAGGAGAUAAUAGAGGCGUGGAGGAAGAGCUGGAUGCGUACAAGAAGAGCUCGAACCAGUAUCUCGACAAGGUAUCGUUCUUGCAGAGAGCCGAUUACAGAGAGUUUGAGCGCGAGAGGGAUGCCCGGCUGUCGAUGAUGGCUAAACGGAAGAGCAAUAUGCAGGAGGAUGAUGUGUAGGCUUGAAAUGUAUCGUCUUUGGAGAUCGUUCUCCACCCCUUUGUUGUAGACAUUCUUUUUGAGAUAAUGAUAGACCCCAAUUUGUCAA
This is a messenger RNA of Phragmites australis (common reed), 1016 nucleotides long. RefSeq lists its product as uncharacterized. Lineage: Eukaryota; Viridiplantae; Streptophyta; Magnoliopsida; Poales; Poaceae. The transcript has 5 exons. The record is from RefSeq and is a predicted model, not a curated record. Bases 140 to 928 code for a protein of 262 amino acids.